AAUUCACAGACCUACACUCUCACACUCGCACACAAAUAGAGAAAGAUCCCAAACAUUCGUACAAAAGCCGCCGCAAAAGCUUUUUCUGCCGUUGUAAACCCCUAAUGGCCUCGGUGAUGCCGCCCCCGCCGCCGAAACCCUCUACUUCCGGUAUCGACGAUGGCGAGGAUGAGAUUGAGUACGAGGAAAUCGAAGUAGAAGAGGAGGUUGAAGUCGAAGAAGAGGUAGGGGAAGAACUCGAAGGCGAAGAUGUGGAAGAGGGCGGCGAGCAUGAAAUUGAAGAAGGCUUAACUCCAGCAUGCGACGAAAAGCAAGGAACGGCUACUGUUCAAAUGUUGGAGCCUGCGGGACAUCCCAAACAAAAACAAUCAGGUUCUGCGAGUCAAAGCAUAUCUAUUUCAAACCCUCCAACAGGUAUCCCCAAAAUACAGACAAGUACUGGUGGUCUCAAAAUUUCUGGGUCAAGUGAGAAAGAAGAAUUACAUGUCUAUGGGGAAAGAACCUCUAGGGACAAUGAUCCAAAAGCUCCUUUUUAUCAAAUUGGAGAAGUGAAUCGUGGGAGAAGAAGUCCUUUUAUUGGCGAUGUUAAUACUGCAUUAACUGGUGACGCUUCUAGCCAGAAGGAUAAUGCUAUAAAUUCUGUUACUACAGAAACUAAUCACAGAGCUGCAGAACCUGUGGCCAAAAUAAUGCAAAUGUCACCAAGGCUGCAUGUCCCUCAGAUACGGCUGAGGGAUCCUUCCCCUAGUGCUGAAUUUGACAGGGAUAACAAAAAACUGAGAAUUCCCUGCGAAUUCUUUGCGAAGGGCUGGUGUAUCCGGGGCAAUUCCUGCCGAUUUCUCCACAUCGGAGAUGGAUCAGCAGUGGUGAAGACAACCAAAGGCACAUACGAAGGAAAUUUCUCCGGUUCCUCUGUUGCAUCGCAUGACAAUCACCAUAAUACUAGAAUUUCUGCUUUUGGAUCAACAUUACAGGAAAUGAUUGGUAAGGAAAGUGAUAUAGAACACAAGGGUCCCAGGUCCACAGAGUUGUCCCAUUCUCAUUCUAGGCCUCCUUUAUCUUUUGGUUCACCCUCUUGGAACACCAGUGCCCUUGGGACCCAGAACCUUUUAAAGAGCGGUGUAGAGCGCCAUGCAUCAGUAUCCUCUUCCUUUAAAAGAAGCAUUUCAUCUGUUUCUGGUUCUGAAUCAGAAAGGCUGUCAGAGAACCAUGUCUUCAAGGAUACUGAUCUGGCCAAAUAUACAUCUAAGAUAUCUUAUGAUUGGGAGCCAUCUGCUCCUUUUCGCCCAUCCCAUGCUAUAACUCGAAAUUUGUUAUUGAAAAAAAAUCUAUAUAACCCCAUACGUGAUAGCAUUGAGCACACAGGUGUCAAAGAUGGGCAGGUGAAAUUGUCAAGUUCCGACCAAGGAUCAAAUAAGAAUGUAGAUGUGCCAUCAAACAGUUCGCGAGAAGAGAAGCUCUUGAAUUCUGUUCAUAUUGAGGGUACUGUGAAAGAUAAUAUAUUUCUUUUGAGUUCUGACAAUAAACUGAAUGAUAAUACAAGGGACAAGGCAGAACUGAAAGUUGAUGGGUCUGACAACAACAAUGAAGCUGAUGUUGAUCUCAAGGGAGCUGAUCAGUUGCAAAGUGAAUCAAAAGCUUUCAAGUAUUUCCAAUCUGCACUUAUCGAAUUUGUUAAAGAAUUGGUGAAACCAACUUGGCGUGAGGGCCUUAUGAGCAAGGAUGCCCAUAAAUUAAUUGUUAAGAAGGCUGUAGACAAGGUUCUUAGCACAUUACAGCCCAACCAAAUCCCUAGCACCGGUGAAUCAGUCAACUUAUAUCUGUCUUCAUCCAAGCCCAAGCUUGCCAAGCUAGUUGAGGGAUACAUUGAUAAGUAUGGGAAAUCUUGAGAUUGCUGAAUGAUUAGUCUUUGAACCAUUUCCUAUACCUUGAAAAGGAAAGUUUUGAACCCUAUUCUGCGGGCACUUAUUUUCCUUUAUUUGGAUCACAGCUAAGACACAGGCUGGCAAAACUAUAAAUGCUUUUUUUUCGACUUUUCUAUUGAUUCGCUUUGGAGAUGCUUAUUGAUUAAUGUGAGUUUCUGGAGCAAAUUUUGGUGAAUUAAAUUGCAUAAGUAGCUGCAAUAUUUGUGUGCUAACGCAUUAGAGGCAACUAUGUUGGUGCAUGAUGGUACAAGUUUUUGCCUGCAUCUUUACUAUAGGAGCCUUAGUAAUUUCGACUCUUGAUGAAUGUUUUCUAUUGAAGUUCUUGUGUCAUCUGAACCUGAUACAAUUGGAUUUUGGGGGGUCAAUGGGUGGUGGAACCACUCUGCCCCUAUUCUUUAAUGGCCACUAGUGGACAUGGAUGCGUUGCACCGGAGCCACUGUAGAAUCACACGUUAGCCUAGAGAUCCUCAUGGGUGGCUUAUUAAUAGUUGGCUGCAAAUGAUUAUCUUGAUUUCUGGUGGUGAAAUAAUAAGAUGUAGCUCAUCUAAUGCAAUUCACAUAUCUGUAUGGGGAUAUUGCAUUUCUUGGAAUGGGAUGGGAUUCUUUAUUCUAAAUCCUAUAAUACUUAAACGUACAUAUGCGUACGAGUUAUAUUAUAUAUUUUAUUUAAAAAAGAAUUUGUAUGCAUAUACGUAAAUUGUAUUAGGAGACGCACUAAGAUUUACAAUAGAAAAUCCAGACCCCUCAGCAAUAUGGCUUACUUGUAGUGUUAACUGUAAGUGAUGUGCGAACCUACAAGUGGCAGUAGAUUUUGUUGACUGUUUUAGCUGUAGGCAAAAGUUCUUGAUCCGUAUAUGAGAUGUAGAAUCCCUGUAUAUAUAUGAAUCUGAUUCUGUUCGCUUACGGCUUUACAAAGACACUCAAAAUUGAAUAAUACUUUUAAGGAUAAAAUGCUUCUUAGAAUAUUUCAUAUGUCCUUAACCCGUAUGGGAUAGGUGCAGUUUGGACAUUGUCUACUGCGAAUCCUAAACAAACGAAAUUGAUGUAUCAUCUAGGAAUGAUAGAAUAUCUUUCUGCUGGCGCAUGCAAGGAUACUAGUGCGGGUCUCGAAUAAUAACUCCCACUACCACUUAGUAUUACUAGAUCUCGAGUCAGACAUCUAGCUCUGACGUCCAUCAUCAUGAAUGAUAGCUGAUCAAAUGAUAAUUAAUCAUAUUCUUCAGAAAAAGGUCUUCACUGGAUUAGUUCAUUGUAUCGAGACCCACUAUCAUUUGAGGGAUUGCUUACGGGUUUAGCAUAUGGGUCCACCCACAUAUAAACCCCCCAGUCCCUUGAGCGGCAGCUUGCGGUUGUUGGGAUAGGUCUAUAUUAAUCUGCCUAUUCACUAAUCUCAUGUCCGUAAGCAGAUUAAUAUAGACAUAUCCCAACAACCGUACGGUCCCUUGAGCGGCAGCUUACGGUUGUUAGGAUAGGUUUAUAUUAAUCUGCGUACGGACGCUUACGAUUGUUGGGAUAGGUCUAUAUUAAUCUGCUUACGGACAUGAGAUUAGUGGAUAGGCAUUCAUACAAUAAAUGAUUUCUUUAUUGCAUGCUGUUGAUUACAAGAAUUGAGGAUGAUAGAUGAAUGAAUAGAAAACCGAAGCACAUUUCAAGUGUUGAGAAAAGUUGCUACAGAAGUCAUGUGAUUUUAAUCAAUCCGGCAAAACAACCUUAUUUAAUAGUAGGUGCUAAUUAGAUGCAGUUAUGUGAUCAUUAUAUAAAUCGUAGUUAUUUAUAGUUGUUCGACAUAGAUAUUUGAUAUUGUUAUCUACUUAUAAAAGAUAAAUGAUAUUUGAUCGUUUUCACUUAAAAAAAAGGGUGUGAAUUCAACAAAUAGAAAUUAAUGACGAGUUGAAAAUGUUCUUUUUGAAUUUGUAACCAGGUCAGAAAGAAGGAAAAUUUUAUAGCUUCCCCUUGGUUUUUUGUUGUUGGCUGUUAGAUAGAUACGGAGAUAGUGUGGAAUGAACACGCUUAUCAAUAAUUGGUAUUGUCAAAGAUCAUUGUAUUUAAAGUGUCUAUCAACAAUUCAAGUUGCAUGACAACAUAUUUUAGGAGCUGAGGGAUUUAUCAGGUUUUGUUUUGAAUUUCAUGUAAUAACAUGUGCUGGUGGAUGUGUAGCCGUAUGUCUUUCGGGAGUAAGUUCUAGGUUAUGGUACGUUCCAUAGAAAUAAGAAGGAACAUAAGAAGGGUGUUCUGCAUGAGCUCUUAUUGACUUGCAUAAAGUUCCGGAUGCACAAUAUUGAAUGACUGAUGUAACUAAUUGAAGAGAAAUCUUAAAUAUCGUACUGAUAAGAUGUUCUGAAUUCUUCUAACAUAUUGCCUGCUAGAAAAGCCCUAACCUCAGUAAUUUGCAGAUGUGAUCUUACCUGGAUAUGCCGGAACAGUUCGGCCAGACAAGGCAUGAGCAGUUGCAAACUCGAUCAAUACAAUGAUGAAAUGAAGAGAACGAGGGCUGGUAUUUUGCAGUUUCUUCAUUGCAAUAUAUUUGUGUUCACUGGCCGGUUUGGUUCGAGGGUGCGACAAUCUCUGCAUGGGGUGGCAAAUGACGAGAAUAAUUUUUGGCCUAAACUUUUUCGCCCUGCGGUUUUUGCUGCAAGUUGACCGUCCGGAAGCUUUUUCCCCGCAGGAAAGUGGUUUGGGCUCCCAAUUAUGGAGCUGGCGUUGGAACGGCUGAAUUCGAAUUCCUGCUCUUGUUGACGCAUUCCUGGACUUCCUUUUCCACGAGUUGUGGGAAGCAAAUGCUCUGAAGGGCGUAUUGAGUGCUGGUCUUGAAUGCACACAAGGCCUGUAAAGGAAAGAGAAUCACUUGAGGUAAAAUCUGCACAAACAACUGGAGACAUUUUCUUUGGCACGUUAGAUUGAGGCAUUUUGCUGCAGAUACGCUUGCUAGAUUUCUGAGCUUUUCUAUAUGCGUAGCUUAGGAACAGAGUCCAUAUGCUAUUUAUAUCUCUUAAUUUUGGCUUGUUCUAAGAUUGUAAUUGUAUGUAUGUAUGUAUGUACAUUUCUCGUCCGGCAAUUCUAGUUUCAGGUCCUCUGUCAAUUUUGUGUAGUUUUCUCAUUUCUCCUGUACAUACGAUUUCUUUUGUCCCAUCCGAGGACAUUAUGUAAAACAACUGUUGGUUAGAGUGAAAUAUGAUUCUUGAUUUUUACGUA
Sesamum indicum (sesame) is the source of this 5117-nucleotide messenger RNA. It is a transcript of the gene FES1, whose product is annotated as Zinc finger C-x8-C-x5-C-x3-H type family protein. The record is from RefSeq and is a predicted model, not a curated record. NCBI's taxonomy places the organism in Eukaryota, Viridiplantae, Streptophyta, Magnoliopsida, Lamiales, Pedaliaceae. Gene Ontology annotation, molecular function: metal ion binding.